AUGACAGGUUCUGGAAUCUUCAUCUCACCACGAGGGGUGGUGUUCUACUCGGGCAGCGUCGGCAUGACCCUGGCGGUCUGGCUGGCCUGUGGGGUCAUUUCGCUGUUAGGAUCUUUUUGCUAUGUAGAGUUGGGACAGAUAAUAAAAUCGUCUGGGGGUGAUUACACCUACCUGCUAAAGGCCUACUGUCCCGCUGUAGCAUUCCAGUACUCGUGGAUCGUAUGCACGCUAAUGAAGGCAGGCGCGCAAGCCACGUUGAGUCUGACCUCUGCCGAAUAUUUGCUGACCCCCAUGUACACCACUUCUUGUGGCGGACCGCCCUGGCUGGCCGUCAGAUUGGUCGCCACCAUUCUUUUACUUGUUCUUGCGUGCGUGAACAUGUUCAGCGUGGGGUGGACGAACAAACUUCAAAUUGUUUUCACGUUUACCAAACUGGCUGCUGUGUCUCUGGUGGUCGUCGGUGGCCUCGUCAUGUUGGCUCAAGGUCAUACGGAGCACCUGACAACCGGAUUCGAAGGAACCAAUUGGGAUGCAGGAUUGUUGAUUACGUCAUUUUACAGUGGCAUGUGGGCCUACGAUGGAUGGAAUGCAGCAAACUUCUUGGCCCAGGAAAUGAUUAACGUUGAAAGAAACUUACCACUGGCGAUUAUGAUUGGUGUGCCUUCGGUUGUGGUCAUCUACGUUUUCAUGAAUGUUUCCUACUUCAGUGUGCUCAGCGUUGAGGAAAUGACUUGGGCCUCUCUCGUUCUACCGCAAUCAGCAGUUUGGAUCAUGUCAAUCUUUGUGGCAUUCUCAUCGUUUGGUACCUGUAAUGCUAGUAUGUUCGCUGGUGCCAGGUUGAUAGGGACGGCCGCCCGUAACCGUCAUAUGCCCGUUGUACUGUCCAUGGUUCACCAAGAACGGUUCACACCUAUCCCCGCUAUUAUCAUAACAAUAAUAGCCAUAUUCAUAGGCAGCAUAUCAACACUAAUCAACUUCAGCAGCUUCUUCUUGUGGCUGUUCUAUGCUCUCAAUUUCCUCGCUGUUAUAAUACUCAGAUAUACAAAUCCUUAUAAAAAUAUUGAAAGAAAAAUAAAGAUUCCCAUAGUUAUCCCAAUCAUAUCCUUCGUCUGCUCUCUUUUCCUGGUCUUCAUCCCGCUCAUUUUAAAUCCAGAAUUCGGAUACUUUUUCGGACUGGCCUUCAUCUGUUUGGGAUAUGUCCUGUACGUUCCGCUCGUUCAUUUCAACCUUAAACUUUCUUUCAUGGAUAAACUUACAAGGUUCCUGCAAAAAUUCUUCAUGGUGUUUCAAGCGACUGAAAAAUUAUUAUGA
Helobdella robusta is the source of this 1311-nucleotide messenger RNA. RefSeq lists its product as hypothetical. Gene Ontology annotation, cellular component: membrane. Gene Ontology annotation, molecular function: L-amino acid transmembrane transporter activity. Bases 1 to 1311 code for a protein of 436 amino acids. The record is from RefSeq and is a predicted model, not a curated record. The transcript has 11 exons. Lineage: Eukaryota; Metazoa; Annelida; Clitellata; Rhynchobdellida; Glossiphoniidae. Gene Ontology annotation, biological process: amino acid transmembrane transport.